AGCCGGCCGCCCGUCCACGGGUUCGGUUGAGCGCGAGCUAGAGUGAGUGUGUGUGUGUGUUGUGAGGAGGCGAAGGCGGUGUCGGCGAGGUUGGGUUGGCGGCGUUGGGGGCUGCGUGAGGCGGCGGGGCCGUGCAGGCGAGGCCGAGGCCUGGGGCAAGGCCUAGUCCGUUUCUGCUGGCCUUCCUCCCUCUCGCCGCUGCCGCCGCCGCCAUGACGCUGGAGUCCAUGAUGGCCUGUUGCCUCAGCGACGAGGUGAAGGAGUCGAAGCGCAUCAACGCCGAGAUCGAGAAGCAGCUGCGGAGGGACAAGCGCGACGCCCGGCGGGAGCUCAAGCUCCUCUUGCUCGGUACAGGAGAGAGUGGGAAGAGCACCUUCAUCAAGCAGAUGCGUAUAAUUCAUGGCUCGGGCUACUCGGAGGAAGACAAGAAGGGUUUCACCAAGCUGGUGUACCAGAAUAUCUUCACUGCCAUGCAGUCAAUGAUCAGGGCUAUGGAAACCUUAAAGAUCUUGUACAAGUAUGAACAGAACAAGGCAAACGCAUUGCUGGUCCGGGAAGUGGAUGUCGAAAAGGUCUGCACUUUCGAGCAGCCCUACGUAAAUGCAGUUAAAACAUUGUGGAACGACCCGGGAAUCCAAGAAUGUUACGACCGGCGGCGAGAAUAUCAGCUUUCCGACUCAACUAAAUACUACCUUACGGAUGUGGACCGUAUUGCCACUCCAGGGUACCUCCCCACCCAACAAGACGUCCUGCGGGUCAGAGUCCCUACAACUGGGAUCAUCGAGUACCCCUUUGACCUAGAGAACAUUAUUUUCAGAAUGGUGGAUGUUGGAGGUCAGAGGUCAGAACGGAGGAAAUGGAUACACUGCUUUGAAAACGUGACUUCCAUCAUGUUCUUAGUAGCCCUUAGCGAAUACGACCAGGUCCUGGUGGAGUCAGAUAAUGAGAAUCGAAUGGAGGAGAGCAAAGCCCUUUUCCGGACCAUCAUCACUUACCCCUGGUUCCAGAACUCCUCUGUCAUUCUCUUCCUGAAUAAGAAGGACCUGUUGGAAGACAAGAUCAUGUACUCUCACCUUGUGGAUUACUUCCCAGAAUUUGAUGGCCCUCAGAGGGAUGCCCAAGCUGCCCGGGAGUUCAUCCUCAAGAUGUUUGUGGAUCUCAACCCCGACAGCGACAAAAUUAUCUACUCUCACUUCACAUGUGCCACAGAUACGGAGAACAUCCGGUUUGUCUUUGCUGCCGUCAAGGACACAAUCCUGCAGCUCAACUUGAAGGAAUAUAACCUAGUCUGACCUUGAUCGGCUUGGCCAUGUUUUUUUUUUAGUCUUCCCUCUCCUCCUUCCCCAUCUCUCCUUCCUUCCUUUCUUCCUUUUUCCUCUUCUCUGCCCUCUCCCCCCAAAUCUCCUUGGGAUACUUUUUUUUCGUUGUGAAGAAAGUAAGGCAAGAGAACCCCAUGAAUAUAAAAACAAAAAAUUGUACAGGAAAUCUUAAUUUUUAAUGAUGUAAUGAUUGCAAAUUGUCUGAUCUGUGAAGUGACAAGGGGUUUUUGUUUGGGUGGGAGGGUUAUGGCAUAUAUAUAUUUUAUAUAUAUGGCAUAUCUAUCACUGUUACUUUGGAGUCUCAUGUCUGCCCCAUGAAAUAAGUGAAUGUGUUUUUUUAAAGGAAACUAAUUUGCUUUAAAAAAAAGUUUCCAACUGCAUUGGGGGAUGUGUUACACUCCUCCUUUCUCUCUCUCUCUCUCUCUUUCUCAUGCUUUCUUACCCCAAUUCAAAAUGGCUUCCUCAUGUGUUGCAUUGGCCCAUCCUUUGCUUUCCCAAUUUGGGUCCCGAUGGAUGCUCAGGCUUCCUGGUCCCAAAACGAGGGCUAUAGAAGUACGGGGACGCUACUAGUAACCCUUCGCCAUGUGCCGUAUGAUGCCUCUGGUGUAAAUGGCUUGCGCCGGUUUGCCUUCGCCCCCCUCUUUCCCACAGUUAUCACUACGCAUCUCUGCUUCAAGGUGCAUUCACCUGUAUUGGCCUCUCGGGAGAAUCAAGUGCCCUCUUUUACUACGAUUGCACCCACCACGCCACCUAUCCAUUCCUCUGUUUCUUUGUGCCAUUUUUAGUCAAUAUAAAUAUAAAUAUAAAUAUAUAUUUUCCUUAUCAAUUAUGAAAGUUAUAUUGAGACUGUGAUUUUUUUUAAAUUAUUGUCCUAUAUAUAAGUUUGCUACAUAUGCCGUACUUUUUGUUUUGUUUUGUUUUGUUCAUAGACUACCAACCAAGCAAUAGCUAAUGCGCCUGGGGGAAGUGCCUGAUUGUGCCGUUGUAUUGUGUUUAGGGUGUUGUUAUUGUUGUUGUUUUUAAAGGUUGUUCGCUUUAGAGAGCGCAAGGGAUUUUUCCCAGUAUUGCAAAGGGGGGAUAAUGAGUCUAAAUCCUGCAGGGCGACGUUUGGCUCCAGCAGGAAGACCUGAGGUUCUAGCCCAUAUCUCACAAGUUCCUUUGUGUGGUUUGUGUGUGUGUUCUUCCAUCGUUGCUCCAUUGGGUUUGGUAGAUACCCGCCCAAAUGGGGAAAUCCUUGAGGAAGGAGACCCUGUGGUGCACAGAAGGCGGCUUAUGGAGGCCUCUAAAAAUAUGCCGAUGAAGGCGUUGCAAGCGCUCCGUCUUUCACUCUUUGAAACCGUGUUGCCAAGGCUUCUGUGAAUUGCAACUGCUUUGAAUCCCCCACCUCUUUGAAAGGCUUUUAAAAACAAAGAACUGAAGCAUUUGCACAAGUAUUUAGCGCAAUGUGAGCUUCUGUGAAAGGCCAAAACCAGAACUGAGAUAUUUGAAUCAGGAGUGGCUGAUGGCUUUAAAAACGGGCAAGGAAAAGGAGCUUUCCAAGAUCUGUAUCUGAAGUGCCAAAAUGGGUUCCUGCUCUAAGCCAAUGGGAGAUGGUGCCAAAAAUGGGUCAUGUCUGGAACGAGAAUGGCCAUGCAUGACACAGGAAAGGGGUUGUUUAUUUGUAUUUGUGUGUUGUUGUUUUGGGUUUGUGAACAACACUAACCUGGCUUCAGAACCCCCAAGUUUCCGAGAUACUGGGAAGGAGAGGGGACUGGACAGGAGAGGUUUGCGGAUUGUGGGUUUUCUCUGGCCCUCGUCACAGAACACUACAAACGGAGAACACAACAAAAGGGCUGCCAUGUUUCUUGAAGGGGUUCCCAGGGACACUGUUAGUAGUAGAAAUCCUUCCGUGGGAAGGCAGGAGUUGGAAGUUGCGCGGGUCACUGAUGUACAAAUUAACCAACAUUCCUCAUAUCUGUCUAUAUAGUUUUCUUUGCAUGAAUGUUCAAAGGGUGGCAGGAAGGAGGGUCGGGCCUGUGUCCUUGCCAAAUGGUGCAGAAGAAGGCCUGUUUUCAUGUGCCAUGAGUAUCUUUUUAUGAAACCAAUCUUCUCCCUCCUCUUCCAUGCUUUGUAUGCUUUGCAGUGACGGGAUUCGAGAGCCAUACGUUAGAUCGGGCCACUCGGUAUGACCCAAUGUCCUAUCCACCCUUGUUUUUGUACAGCAGGCUUGUAGUCCUGGAAAGAAGGGCCAUUGGUUUGAGGGAGGAGAGCGGCACAUUUGUGGAAAUGACGCGCUAUCUUUCUUGCAAGCCCAGGUUUCAUAGAAGUGAUGUCCCUUCUUUCAAAUCCAGGUGUGGAAAUGACACGCUUCCUUCCUUGUAGAUGCAGGUUUUGUGGAAAUUAUGCACUUCCUUUCUUGCAAACCCAGAUUUCCUGGAAAUGACGCACUUUAUUUCCUGCAAACCUGAGUUUUGUGGAGAUGAUGCGCUUUCUUUCUGGCAAACCUUGGUUUGUGGAAAUGAUGUGCCUUUCUUGCAAACCCAGAUUUCCUGGAAACAAUGCACUUCCUUUCCUUCAAACCUGGGUUUCAUGGAAAUGACUGCUUUCUUUCUUGAACACCCAGAUUUCAUGGAAAUGAUGUGCUGUCUUUCUCCCAAACCUGGGUUUCAUAGAAAUGAUGCAUUUGCUUGCUUGCUUCCAAACCCGGCUUACAUGGAAAUGACAUGCUUCCUUAGCUGCAAACUCAGGUUUUCUAGAAAAGAUGCGCUUUCUUUCUUCCAAACCUGGAUUGCAUGGAAAUUACACGCUUCCUUGCUUUCUUCCAAACCCGGGUUUCCUGAACAUGACAUGCUUCCUUUCCUGCAAACUCAGGUUUCCUAGAAAUGAUGCGCUUUCUUUCUUCCAAACCUGUGUUGCAUGGAAAUGACCCACUUCCUUGCUUUCUUCCAAACCCGGGUUUCCUGGAAAUGACAUGCUUCCUUUCCUUCAAACUCAGGUUUCCUAGAGACGAUGCGCUUUCUUUCUUCCAAACCUGUGUUGCAUGGAAAUGACCCACUUCCUUGCUUUCUUUCAAACCCGGGUUUCCUGGAAAUGACAUGCUUCCUUUCCUGCAAACUCAGGUUUCCUAGAGAUGAUGCGCUUUCUUUCUUCCAAACCUGGGUUGCAUGGAAAUGACAUGCUUCCUUGCUUUCUUCCAAACCCGGGUUUCCUGGAAAUGACAUGCUUCCAUUCCCGCAAACUCAGGUUUCCUAGAAAUGAUGUGCUUUCUUUCUUCCAAACCUGGGUUGCAUGGAAAUGACAUGCUUCCUUGCUUUCUUCCAAACCCGGGUGUUUCCUGGAAAUGACAUGCUUCCAUUCCUGCAAACUCAGGUUUCCUAGAGAUGAUGCACUUUCUUUCUUCCAAACCUGGGUUGCAUGGAAAUGGCACGCUUCCUUGCUUUCUUCCAAACCCGGGUUUCCUGGAAAUGUCAUGCUUCCAUUCCUGCAAGCCCAGGUUUUGUGGAAAUGAUGCACUUCCUUCCAAACUCGGAUUGCAUCGAAAUGUCAUCCUUGCUUGAUUUCUUCCAAACCUGGGUUUCCUGGAAAUGACACAUUUCCUUACCUGCAAACCUGGGUUUCCUGGAAAUGAUGUGCUUUCUUUCUUGCAAACCUGGGUUUCAUGGAAAUGAUAUACUUGCUUGCUUUCUUCCAAACCCAGUUUUCCUGAAAAUGACACGCUUCCUUUCCUUUUGUGGAAAUGAUGCAUUUUCUUUCUUCCAAACCUGGGUUGCAUGGAAAUGACACGCUUGCUUGCUUUCUUCCAAACCUGGGUUUCCUGGAAAUAACACGCUUCCUUUCCUGCAAACCUGGGUUUCCUGGAAAUGAUGCGCUUUCUUUCUUGCAAACCCAGGUGUCGUGGAAAUGAUGCUUCUUGCAGACUUGCCAUGCCCUUGCAGACCUGUCUUCCGCAGGCCAGGUUUUAUGUGCCAAACUCACCCGGCCAUUUUUCCUUUCCUUCUCCUCCCCACUUGUCUUGAUGGGAGCCGCUCAGAGAUUUUGCGAAUCUUGGUUUUGAGCUUUUUCGGGAAUCUCUGUUUUGAGCUUGAAAGGGGAGGCAAAGGAGCAGCCUGAUCGAGCUCUGUUCCUGUUGCACUUUAUAUAUUUACGUGUGUGUGUGUGUGUGUGUGUGUAUGAGAGCGUACAACUUGCUCUCAUGUCAUCUUAAUCGUGUGUAGGAAGGGGGAGUUGUAAAACACAUCAUUCCAUUUCCUUCUAGAUAUGAUUGACCCUAAUCCCCUCUUCUUAUUUUUUUCCUCUGGUCCUGUCUUCCUUUUCCCCGCUUCCAAUUGUCAGUUGCCUUCAGUUGUGCCCCCCCCCCCCCCGAACAUGUUUUAUAACUACUUCAAAAUGUCCUCCCACCCCCGGCUUUAUUUGGUUCAUGCCAUUCAUUGUAUUGUGCUUCCCUCAAAACAAACAAACAAACAACAAUGAAGGUGGUUUGAGUCCCUUGGGAGUCCAAAGUCUGUUCUUUCCGUACUCCGUAUGUAUGUGUGUGUGUGUGUGUGUGAUAUUUCUUUUUUUUUUUUUUUAAAGCGUUAUCUGGUUUGUGCCAAUGUCCCAUUUCUUUUUUCUUUAAUACCAGAGACUCUUUUUACAAGUUACCAGUGUGGUGGAAAAAAAUUAUUUGGUUAUAUACUUGUAUAUUAUAAUAAAAGAUGCAGAUGUUGUGGGGGGUGGGUUAAGGAGGGGGGAAAGACGAGAAAAAAUGUUUAAACGUUAUCCUAUUUAAAAGAGAGAACACACAACAUGACUAUAUAAACACUGUCUUUUUUUAAAAAAAACGAAAACUCUUUUUGUCAUUUUGAAAUUGCAUGUGGUGUUUUAAUGUAUCGGGGCGGGGUGGGGAAACAGGGAGGGGAUUUGGAAUUACGUGGCCUGGGAUGGAUUAUUAUUAUUACUACUAUUAUUACUAUUAUUAUUAUUACUGUUAUUAUUAUUUGGCCCAUGUUCUUGUCUCUCUUUUUAGUCUGUGAGGCAGAAAUGGGGGGGAGGGGUUCUCAGAACAACUCGCGUUCUCUCGUCGUCUGGGUGCUAACCCUCAAUGUUUAGAAAUACCUGAUGGAAGAAAACAAACAAACAACAAAAUUGAUUUUCAUAUCUUUCUCCUGAAAUAAAUUGUUUGAAAUUGGAAUAAAAUUCAUUCCUUUAAAAAGAA
This is a messenger RNA of Anolis sagrei ordinatus, 6492 nucleotides long. It is a transcript of the gene GNA11, whose product is annotated as G protein subunit alpha 11. Gene Ontology annotation, cellular component: heterotrimeric G-protein complex. Lineage: Eukaryota; Metazoa; Chordata; Lepidosauria; Squamata; Anolidae. Gene Ontology annotation, biological process: action potential; adenylate cyclase-modulating G protein-coupled receptor signaling pathway; phospholipase C-activating dopamine receptor signaling pathway. The record is from RefSeq and is a predicted model, not a curated record. Gene Ontology annotation, molecular function: GTPase activity; G-protein beta/gamma-subunit complex binding; guanyl nucleotide binding.